This is a messenger RNA of Schistosoma turkestanicum, 272 nucleotides long. NCBI's taxonomy places the organism in Eukaryota, Metazoa, Platyhelminthes, Trematoda, Strigeidida, Schistosomatidae. The record is from the annotation of a GenBank genome assembly.
GAAGAUUCAUCCAAACUGGAAUAAAUGUUGUAUUUACUCAAUCUUUAAAAGAAGCUUGUAAAAUAUACUUGAAAGAAAUUGAUCUUCGUACUACUACUACUACUACUACUACUACUACUACUACUGCUACUACCACCACUUCACUUCCUAGUGUUAUUUCGCCGGAAACAAUCAUUCGUACGAAUUUAAAUGGAAUUGCACGUGAAAUAAGUCAACUAGUAGUAGCUAUGGAAAAUGAUGAAUAUGAUUUUGAUGGAGCUAAACGACCGUAG